AUGACCAACUUCGAGAAAGAAAAAGGCAAGGCUUAUUCACAAAGACAACUUAAAAAUAGGUGGGAUGCCUUGAAAAAAGAAUGGAAGGCUUGGAAAAAACUUAAAAGUGAAGAUACUGAUCUAUGGUGGAAUCCUAUAAAAAGAACUAUUUAUGCAUCGGAUGAUUGGUGUGAGAGUAGGUUAAAGAUUUUGCAUAAAGCUCAAAAAUUUAGAACAUUGGCCAUUGAUCCUGAAUUUGAAGGGAAGUUGGACCAGAUGUUCAUGAGGGUAGUUGCAACCGGUGAUAAAACAUGGGCACCUUCUUCUGAUACACUCCAUAGUGAAUUUUUUUGA
Messenger RNA from Gossypium raimondii (Peruvian cotton), 333 nucleotides. Its product is annotated as L10-interacting MYB domain-containing protein. Bases 1 to 333 code for a protein of 110 amino acids. The record is from RefSeq and is a predicted model, not a curated record. The transcript has 2 exons. NCBI's taxonomy places the organism in Eukaryota, Viridiplantae, Streptophyta, Magnoliopsida, Malvales, Malvaceae.